GCUCGGCGCUAGUCCCACCUUGCAGUCACCGACGUUCCAGAGUCUUCCCAGAGUCUUCUCAGUCUUCUGGCGGAUUCGACGACGUGGAUUGUGACUUGCGCACAGCGUAUUACGUGACCAGAUCUUAUGAAACUUCGACUUAACACGAACAAGAAGAAAAAGUUUCUAAGCAACUGACAUCCGUGGUCACACAUAGACCUCACGACUAGCGAAUAUCAGCGGCACGACCCCUACUCGCAAAAUCCGAUUACACUGUUGACGAUUCAACAAAAUGGUCAAGGAGACGAAGCUCUACGAUGACCUGGGUGUCUCGCCCACGGCCACUGAGGCCGAGCUGAAGAAGGCCUACAAGAUCAGCGCCCUCAAGCACCACCCUGACAAGAACCCCAACAACCCAGACGCCGAGCACAAGUUCAAGGAGAUUUCACACGCCUACGAGGUUCUGUCCGAUUCCCAGAAGCGCCAGAUCUACGACCAAUAUGGCGAAGCUGGUCUAGAAGGCGGUGCCGGAGGCGGCGGCGGCAUGGCUGCUGAGGAUCUCUUUGCUCAAUUUUUCGGUGGUGGCUCAUUUGGUGGUGGUGGCCUUGGUGGCAUGUUCGGUGGCAUGGGCGGACAGAGCCGCGGACCGCCCAAAGCCCGCACCAUCCACCACACACACAAGGUCUCGCUCGAGGAUAUCUACAAGGGCAAGAUCUCCAAGCUCGCUCUGCAGCGCUCGAUCAUCUGCCCCAAGUGCGAGGGACGUGGUGGCAAGGAGGGUGCUGUCAAGCGGUGCACGGGCUGUGACGGCCACGGCAUGAAGACGAUGAUGCGCCAGAUGGGUCCCAUGAUCCAGCGCUUCCAAACUGUCUGCCCAGACUGCAAUGGCGAGGGUGAGAUUGUCAAGGAGAAGGACCGCUGCAAGGGCUGCAAUGGCAAGAAGACCAUUGUAGACCGCAAGGUUCUGCACGUUCACGUCGACAAGGGUGUGCGCAGCGGCACCAAGGUGGAGUUCCGCGGUGAAGGUGAUCAGGCACCUGGCGUCCAAGCUGGAGAUGUCGUUUUCGAGAUCGAGCAGAAGCCCCACCCCCGCUUCACGAGGAAAGAGGACGAUCUCUUCUACCAGUGUGAGAUCGAGCUUGUGACAGCCCUUGCGGGCGGCAAGAUCUUCAUUGAGCAUCUUGACGACAGAUGGCUCUCCAUCGAUAUUAUGCCUGGCGAGGCUAUCGCGAAUGAUGCUGUCAAGAUGGUCCGUGGCCAGGGUAUGCCCGCCCCACGACACCACGACCACGGCAACUUGUACAUCCAGUUCAGCGUCAAGUUCCCCGAGCGCGGCUGGACCACUGACGAGAGUGCUUUCGAGGCUCUGCGCAAGAUUCUUCCCGCUCCUGCCCUUGAGACUGUCCCCUCAGCGGAUGCGGUUACCGAGGACGCCGACUUGGAGGACGUUGACACCUCAGGUGGUUCGCGUGGCUUUGGCGGCGGUCCCAUGGAUGAGGAUGACGAGGACGGUCACCCUCACGCCGAGCGUGUCCAGUGUGCCUCUCAAUAAGCGGCUCUUCUGCAAGCCUUUGGCAUCACCCAUGUUUGCCAAGUGUUGAAACAUUUUCUUGGGACGACUUUCACGAUUAGCAUCAUCGGCAAAAGAGAUGCUACGAUUACUCAACUGCUUUCACUGCAAGAAUAGCAUUUACGGCGCGAUGUUGCAACGUUCCCAUGACACGAAAAGGAACGAGUUCCAGCCACGGACGUGCAUCACGAGUUGAACGACACGAGAGUGCUGGGCAGUGCGCGCGGCGACAUGAUGUGCUUCAUAGCAUAGCGGUCCUGUUCUCCUGUCAGCGAGGGUCUGCGCAUGCUGAGUAGAGUUCUUGGGUCGUACUUGGUUUUCUCCUGUUGAAGUCUUCAGGACUUGCCCAUUGAGGGUUUUCUUUGCAAGCUGGCGUUUAGAGGGCAUAGAUGGGAGAGGCUGAGCAAGAGCUUCUGUCUCUAAUUGAAUGACGUUUGGAAUGAG
Messenger RNA from Microdochium trichocladiopsis, 1993 nucleotides. RefSeq names its product DnaJ domain-containing protein. The transcript has 4 exons. Bases 272 to 1531 code for a protein of 419 amino acids. NCBI's taxonomy places the organism in Eukaryota, Fungi, Ascomycota, Sordariomycetes, Xylariales, Microdochiaceae. Gene Ontology annotation, biological process: response to heat; protein refolding. Gene Ontology annotation, molecular function: Hsp70 protein binding; ATP binding. Gene Ontology annotation, cellular component: nucleus; cytosol; cytoplasm. The record is from RefSeq and is a predicted model, not a curated record.